CCAACACUCAAACAGUCGCGAAAUCUGAAACCCAGAUCUUCUCUUUUAUUAUUCUUCUUAGUAUCAGCGAAUUACUAUAAAAUGAUGGAGAGCUACGACGAAUCGCAAAUGGUUUACUGCCCGUACAACAAGGAGCACAAAAUGCUCCGCAAGAAACUCCAGCAGCACAUCCUGAAGUGCCGUGUGAUCUACAAAGACACGGUGGAACUGAUGGUUUGUCCCUUCAACAAGGGGCACCUCAUUCCGGAGCCUGAGUUUUUUCAACACACCAAAUCGUGUGAGGAUCGGAAGAUUAUAGUGCACUACCAGACGAGUGCACCUGCUGUUCUGAACGAAGACACCAGACACGCCAAGAUCGAGUGCGAAGAAAACUGGGACGACGAUGAUGUUCCCGACUACGAUCCUGAGGUCUACUGUUCCACGGCCAAUAUAGUGAGGGAACCGAAUGGGUUGUUUCCCUCUCAGCGAAAGGCUUUUAUCAAGGAGGAGAAUCGUCGUCAGUUUGGCGAAGACUACGAGGAGGAGAAACCCCCGACGGCUAAGAAUCGUGCGGAGACUCGUCGCGCUCCCUAUGAGGCUUUUAGGCCCUACUCAAGGCGUCAGUAGUUGGAAUAUACAAAGAUUUCCAAAAAUGCCACCGAACAAAACCAAAGUAUUUUUAGGAUCUUAAACUGGUCUCGCAGAUUUAGAAAACCAAAGAUUCACGUGUUAAAUUGCCGAUUUAGCUUGUGCUCUUAAAUAAGUAAGGUUUAGAUUUCAGUUGAGCAGUAAUAUACAGAAAUAUACGGAGAUUAAAUCAAUUCUCAAAAUCAAGAAUUAUCAUUAUCACCCAGAAGCUCAAAUUUAACUUCAUUCACAUUAAAAUUUAGUUAAUUUUCUUUUAUACCGUCAAUAUCAACUUCUUGAUACUAAUCAAAAUAAAACGAGUGCCUUCUCUACAGAAAAUAAAAUUCAAAUUUAUUUUCCUUCUUUUGUUUCCCUUUCUAUACACUUGAUGGUUGCAACGCAGUGAAGGAGUCGUUUCCGACCCCAUAAAGUAUCACCAAGCCGAAUUUUGUAUACCCUUGCAGUUAUAAGAAAUAAUCAUCGUUAGUAACACCAUGUGAAAUAUUUAAGCACUGUUGACAGUUUCAGGGAUAUUACAAAAAAAUAUUUUUCUGACAGUUGCUCUACAUGUUAGUGUCGUCCGAUUUGUAAUAAUUUUAUUUUAAAAUUCUUAGAAAUAUAAAAAAAAAUGAUAUGAAACAAA
Drosophila biarmipes is the source of this 1249-nucleotide messenger RNA. Its product is annotated as gametocyte-specific factor 1 homolog. Lineage: Eukaryota; Metazoa; Arthropoda; Insecta; Diptera; Drosophilidae. The record is from RefSeq and is a predicted model, not a curated record. The transcript is spliced from 2 exons. The coding region runs from base 82 to 606 and encodes 174 amino acids.